UGCAAUGAUUAACUAAUAAUCAUUUGAACUGCCUGCAAAGCGCACAGGCUUUUCAAACUGUUUUUAAAACCACAUCAGAAGACUGGGAAACCGCAGACAUGCUGAGUCUGGCAAUUUUAUUUGUCUCGGUUUUUUUGAGAGUUUGCGAGUCCAGAAUUGAUGAUGAUUGCAUUAAUAACAACAACAACAGCGAUGACAACAAACCAGAUUUAAGCAGUCUGCCAGAAAAAUUCAGAUACCUUGCCAGGAGCUGCAAGGACAUUAAAGAAAAAUGUGGAGUUACAGAAGAUGGUCUUUAUUUUUUAACAACCGAGACUGGACUGAUCUAUCAAACCUUCUGUGACAUGAGCACGGAUGGAGGAGGCUGGACGCUGGUCGGGAGUGUUCAUGAAAACAACAUGUAUGGGAAGUGUACCGUGGGUGACCGCUGGUCCAGCCAGCAAGGGAAUGACGCAAGACGUCCUGAAGGGGACGGCAACUGGUCCAACAUGGUCACCUUUGGGUCAGCCGAAGGAGCCACCGGGGACGACUAUAAAAAUCCAGGGUAUUAUGACAUCAAAGCUGCUGAUGUGUCUAUAUGGCAUGUUCUUAACAAUGCUGAAAUGAUGCACUGGAGGGACACUGCCAUUCUGAGAUAUCACACGGAAACAAAGUUCUUGCUACUUGAUGGAGAAAACCUGUAUGGAUUAUUUCAGAAAUAUCCAGUGAUAUACAGGGGAGGUGUGUGUAAAACCGACAAUGGACCGGUCACUCCCAUUGUCUAUGAUUUGGGAAAUAAUGAAUCGACCAUCAAGCUAUAUGGACCAUACAUUAAAAGUGGUGGUGAAUGUGAACCAGGCUUCAUACAUUUUCGAGUUUUUAAUAGCGAGCAAGCAGCGCUGGCAAUCUGCUCUGGAGUCAAAGCAACUGGAUGUAACGUUGAACACUGCUGUUUGGGAGGAGGGGGGUUCUUCCCUGAAGGCAACCCCGUACAGUGUGGGGACUUCUCAAGCUGGGACUGGAGUGGAUACGGAACAGGAGCAGGGUAUAGUGCUUCCAAGGAGAUGACGGAAUCAACGAUGCUGAUGUUCUACCGAUGAACCGCAGACAAGCGGGAGCAGCAUUCUGUGUGCAUCGCGUCUUUUAAAGUCUAUUCCGUUGAUAGAAAACUAAAUGCUGUUUUAAAUAAUAAAAAAAUAAAUAAAAUAAAAAUAA
Molecule: messenger RNA, 1194 nt
Organism: Polyodon spathula (Mississippi paddlefish)
Lineage: Eukaryota; Metazoa; Chordata; Actinopteri; Acipenseriformes; Polyodontidae
Product: intelectin-1-like
Exons: 8
Coding region: 99-1079 (326 amino acids)
Molecular function (GO): oligosaccharide binding
Source: RefSeq, a predicted model, not a curated record